Molecule: messenger RNA, 267 nt
Organism: Gongylonema pulchrum
Lineage: Eukaryota; Metazoa; Nematoda; Chromadorea; Rhabditida; Gongylonematidae
Source: the annotation of a GenBank genome assembly
AUGGGCUGGUCACGUGGCAAGGAUGGCAAACAACAGAUGAACGAAGCGGAUAACGGAAUAGUGCCCAUGCACGAUCAAAUGAACACUGGGGACGCCCCCAGCGAGAUAGAGAGCCCAGCAGCACGGGCGUUACGUGGUCUCGGUAAACGCAAGAACGAGGCCAAUAGAGAAGUUGUUAGCUGCAUCUAUGGCACCACAACGAACAUCAAUGAUACACAGCUGUUCGAUAUUCAGGUAUAUACUUACUAUAUAUGUGUACAUAUAUAA